GCCACCCACCAGCCCCCUCCUUUCCCCGCACGAGCUUCUCCCCUGCAUCAGCGGGCGGCAAGCUCGAGCGGCAGGUACGCCGCCUCCGCCGCGGCAGCGACGGACAACGGCACGGCGAAGCCGUUCACGGCUCACUACUUCCAGCAGGAGCUGGACCACUUCACCUUCACGCCCAACGCCUCCGCCCUCUUCUCCCACAAGUACCUCCUCAACGACACCUUCUGGCGGCGGAAGCCCACCGCCGGCCCGCUGUUCGUGUACAUGGGCAACGAGGGCGACAUCGAGUGGUUCGCCACCAACACCGGCUUCAUGUUCGACAUCGCGCCCCAGUUCGGCGCCCUCCUCGUCUUCAUCGAGCAUCGUUUCUACGGGGAGUCGAAGCCGUUCGGGAACGACUCGUACAAGUCGGCCGACACGCUGGGCUACCUGACGUCCACGCAGGCGCUGGCCGACUUCGCCGUCCUCAUCACCAGCCUCAAGCAUAACCUCUCCGCCGUCGACGCCCCGGUCGUCGUCUUCGGCGGCUCCUACGGCGGCAUGCUGGCAUCAUGGUUCAGGCUCAAGUACCCCCACGUCGCCAUGGGAGCUCUGGCGUCCUCUGCACCCAUCCUGCAGUUCGAGGACAUCACCCCGUGGUCUAGCUUCUACGACGCCGUCUCGCAGGACUUCAAGUCCGAGAGCCUGAAUUGCUUCAGUGUCAUCAAGGCGGUCUGGGAUAUGCUUGAUGACAGGGGAUCCAGCGACACAGGCCUCUUGGAGCUCAGCAAAACAUUCAGGGCCUGCAAGACCGUGCGCUUCCCUAGUUCGCUGUCCAACUGGCUAUGGACGGCAUUCACAUACACAGCCAUGGUGGACUAUCCAACUCCAGCCAAUUUCAUGAUGAAUCUGCCUGCUUACCCUGUCAAGGAGGUUAGCCACUUGUAACC
Messenger RNA from Triticum dicoccoides, 926 nucleotides. Its product is annotated as lysosomal Pro-X carboxypeptidase-like. The record is from RefSeq and is a predicted model, not a curated record. Gene Ontology annotation, molecular function: serine-type exopeptidase activity; dipeptidyl-peptidase activity. The annotation marks the transcript as partial. Gene Ontology annotation, biological process: proteolysis. NCBI's taxonomy places the organism in Eukaryota, Viridiplantae, Streptophyta, Magnoliopsida, Poales, Poaceae. The transcript is spliced from 5 exons.